Molecule: messenger RNA, 7455 nt
Organism: Melanotaenia boesemani (Boeseman's rainbowfish)
Lineage: Eukaryota; Metazoa; Chordata; Actinopteri; Atheriniformes; Melanotaeniidae
Gene: mtss1
Product: MTSS I-BAR domain containing 1
Exons: 14
Coding region: 771-3032 (753 amino acids)
Biological process (GO): cell projection assembly; plasma membrane organization
Cellular component (GO): actin cytoskeleton; cytoplasmic side of plasma membrane
Molecular function (GO): actin binding; phospholipid binding
Source: RefSeq, a predicted model, not a curated record
CUUCAGGUUAGGACUCCCAUUGGAGUAACGAUUGGAAAACGGUUGCCUCUGUCGUUAAAACUCACUAGAAACUACGCAAAUUCUCUCGGAUACACUUCAGGAGACAACGACCAAAGGAUUAAAAUCUACGGUAGACACUAGAUAAGAGCCGUGUCGGUUUAUUUAGCCGAACUGAUUGAUCACGGACUGUGUAUAUACAUAUAUAUGUGUGUGCGCGUUUGUGUUAGGACACACGCACAGUCACAGGUUGCUAGCGGAGUUAACGCUAACCUAGCUAGCCAAGUUAGCAAGGAGCUGCUAGCUUUCCAUUCACUGGGUUUAAAACCAGCUGGGAGCAAGCUUAAAUGAUCUGUCCGUCGUUUUGCAGACAGUGUGCUACAUGAUUCAGUCAUGAUGUGGUGUUUUUUGGGACGUUUAUCAAGUUGGCCAGCUGGUAGCAUCGGCUGACUACAGCCAAAGGUUGCUGUGAGUUGCUGCGACUUGUGUUUUACUCCCGUGUGUGUGUAUGUGUGUGUGAGAGAGAGAGUCUGUGUGUUUUUCCUCUUUUUUUUUUUUCUCCUCAUUUUCCGCAACUGUUUUUGGCUGUUUCUUUUAAAGUGGACUUUGCCCUCGGGGUGUUUUAACUCACUCCCCUCCAUUAAAUAAAAAGCCUCUAUUGAUUCUUCUGUUGGACUAUUUAAAAACUUGCCAGGAAGUUUUUCCGUUUUUUGGACGAAGAAAAAAAGUUUGCCUGUUGGGAGGUUUAGGAUUUUUUCCGAGCCUGUGGAAAAAUGGAUGCGGGUAUAGAGAAGGAAUGCAGCGCCCUGGGAGGGCUCUUCCAGCUCAUCAUGAACGACAUGAAGGCCAGUUAUCCUACCUGGGAAGACUUUGUAACUAAAGGAGCAAAGCUACAAUCACAGCUCAGGACAACCAUCGUGGUUACUGGAGCCUUUUUGGAUGCUUUUCAGAAGGUGGCAGACAUGGCAACUGGGACCAGAGGUGCCACUAAAGAGAUUGGCUCAGCACUAACCAGGAUGUGUAUGAGACACCGCAGCAUCGAAUCCAAGCUCAAACUGUUCACAACAGCUCUAUCUGAAAGUCUCAUCACUCCACUUGAGUCAGCAAUGGAAGACUGGAAAAAAAGGGCCAAUCAGCUGGACAAAGACCAUGCCAAAGAGUAUAAGAAGGCCAGAGCAGACAUUAAGAAGAAAUCAUCAGACACCAUCAAACUGCAGAAGAAGGUGAAGAAAGGGAAGGACGAAGCUCGGGGCCAGCUGGACAGCGCGCUACAGGACGUCAACGUGCGCUACGCUGUUCUGGAGGACACAGAAAAGCGAGCCGUGUGCAAAGCAAUGAUAGAAGAAAGAGCUCGCUACUGCAGCUUUGUCAGCAUGUUAAAGCCUGUGCUGGACCAUGAGAUCAACAUGCUCAGUGAGGUGACCCACCUACAGACCAUUCUGGAAGAUCUGACCAACCUGACAGCUGAACCUAAUAAACUCCCAGCAGCCAGUGAACAGGUGAUUUUGGACCUGAAAGGGUCGGAUUUCAACUACACCUAUCAGACACCACCAGCUUCUCCCAGUAACACUCUGUCCAGAAAGAGCAGCAUCAGCAGCAACUACCAGUCUGGAUCAGUGAGACAUGUUCCUUCCUUGGACUCAAUUAGCUGUGCUGUGGAUGGAGUACACAUCCAGGAUACUGUUGGCUCCACCAAUCAGCUGGCGGCUGGGGGGAGUGGCGGGGCGGAGAACGGCCUGUUGGCGCCUCCACACAACACCUACGCCCACCAUGGAGAGCGUGCUCGAGCCAUGUCUGCAUCUGGGAAGUCCUGCUCGGCUCGGGAUCAGCUGGCGUUGACCCUGGGCGUGUUGAAUUCGGACGCUCAGAGGAGCAGCAGGGACUCUCUACAUUGUUCCAGUGGUUACAGCACCCAGACCACAACCCCGUCCUGCUCUGAGGACACCAUACACACACACACUGUAAGGAGAGAUCCUCCCUCCUAUGUGGACUAUGAGUCAAUCUCGCUUCACGGGGAUGCCGACUCCAUCUCCUUCCAUCAACUGUCUCACGGUAACAGCCAAUCGGACUUUGACAAGUCAUCGACUAUCCCGAGGAACUCCGACCUAAGAUUCCAGUACAGGGAGUUUGCUCAGUCCAAACGUCCUGCUUCUACUGUCAGCCUAUUGGCCGAUGCUGAGUUAAGUGGCGGACCUGUACGCCAGCUACCAUCUCACACAGCAACCAUCAGACGCAAACCUUCAUCAAAACCGCCAUAUCGCAGAGGCACAAUCAGCGGUGGGGUUCCUAUUCCCAUCUGCACCCCACAGGUACCCCUCAAAGCCCUUGGAGGAAAUGGUGGCAGCGAUGAGAAUGUUUUCACAGCGCCCCCUGUCGGAGGAGUGGGAGGUUUAGGUCACAAUAAACUCUGCACUUCCACCCAGAGCCUCAGUGCUUUGCCUCCUCCUUCGUCUCCAUACUACCAACUCGUCCCAGGUCAGAUGCCCAUCCCGGUGCCUGUACCUACCAUACCCUCCCUGCCUCCAGAGGGGGGCAACAUCAAGCAGCAACAGCAGAGACAAUACCUGCAACAGCAGCAAAUCACCCAGCAACUGAACCACCACCACCAGCAUCGCAGUCAGAUGCAGCAGCACAACCAGCAGCUCCACAUUCAGCAGCAGCAGUGGCACCAACUGCAAAUACAGCAACAGUUUCAACAGAGGCAGCUGCAGCAGCAUCUGCAAGAUCAGAAUCGGCCACCAGAGGAAGAUCAGCUGAGCCAGCAGCAGAAACAGCGGUUAUUCCAGCAACAGCGCCAGGCCCAGUUCCAGGUUCCCGCUGCCCAGGAAGUACCUGCCAACCUGGGCCACAGCACUAACCAUCUGCACCAGGCUCCUCCUUCCUCCAGCCAGGAUCAGAGCUCCGAUCAGCCAACCCAGGAUGGGGAAGGUGGAGGUGGAGACAUGCUGACCCUCAUUAGAAAAGUAAAGCUCAGAAGGACCAUCACCAACGAUCGCUCUGCCCCUUUCCUGCCCUGUCCAACCAAUCACAAAUGAGUCUGAACAAGUGACUUUUCUUUUUCUGCUGUUGCAUUGUUACAUUUACAAGCUUCACCCCCUGAAAUGAGGUACCAGACUGAUUCAGCAUUUGCUCUGUUUUAGUAUGAAAAGGAAAAGAAAAAAAUUUAGCUUCUUCUAAGACUGUUUAGUUUGCAUUUUCAGGCUUUUUGUUGUUUUGUUUUUUUGUUUUUUUUUUGGUUCGUGUUUGGAUUUUGAUUGUAAACAAAGUUUUUGCAUGACUCAGUCUUACAGCUGUUGAUUGUUUUAGUUGGCACUCAUUCCCUGGUCAGACGAUGAUAAUUGGCCCAACCAGGAAGCUGUUAGCAUCUGGAUGUGUUUGAUUUGCUGUUUGCCUAAACUUCCAGGAAGGUGGUGUUUAUCAAUUUGUCCAGUAACUCCAGUGUUACAUGGUUGAACCGUGUUGUGUGGAGUUUUUCAUUAACACUUUUCUGUCUGUGGGUCAGCGACGGUCCAUGGUAUUUGGAAAACUGAAAUGAUUAUUGAAGACUGGAUUAUCUCAAAGAGUUAAAAACACAGAGACAAAUUCUCAGAACAAAUUGUUGACUUGAUCUGUAGAUUGUAAAUAUUUGAACAGAACAAGCUUUUGGAGAAACUUAGGGAGAUUGAAUGUUUUGCCUAAUGGCAGAGGUCAUGUACCCUGUUUGACACGAUAAGUCACAAUUUCAUUGCACUCACUUUAAGUGCUGACUAUUUCUGCCCUGAGGAUGCCAGACAGAGCCUCUGCAGGUUGUAGAAAAGGUCUAAAUAUCUUCUGAUGUGCGGUCUAAGUAAUUAGCUGGUUAAUAUAUAGAGAAGAAAGAAGAUGGUGAUUUAUGGUCGACUGUAAGAGGAAACACUGACGUUUAAGGAGAAGCAGAGUAAUGAACCCGACUAUAUUACUGCUACGAACAUAGCUGGCUAUGACGGGCAGAGCUAUUCCUCAACAAACAAGUCUGUAAUGGAUUGAAGGCAAUUUUAGCAUUUACAGGAGGCAAACAAACAUUGUAAGCCGGUGGAUUAAUGUAGUAACUAUAGCCACCACAAAAUGAUUUUAGGCUAAUAUUUGGUUUUUACAUCAUUAUUAUAAAGGUUUUUACAGUCACUGGUGAUCUCCAAAGAUUCUUCAUCCAGAUCCAUGUCAUCAGUUUAUAGUAGAUUUCUGACUCCUCGUACUGCCACCAGGGGGCAGCAGACACUUCAGUUUCCUUCUGGGAGCCUGUUUGAAACCGUUUCCUUCAUGUGGGUUUUAACUCAGCACUCUGACUCACUUGUUUCCAAAGAUUUAUUUUAAAAACGUCAACAUGUCUUGGUAAAGGUUUUGUAAUAGCACAAGUUAAAGAUUGUUUAUUAAAUUUGGCUUUGUUAUGAAGAAAUGAUGGAUAUUUGGUUUAAGUCAAAUUAUUUUCAGCAGCCUGUUAUUUUAUCAUAAAUUAUUUUAAUUCUAUAAGUUAGAAAAAAAACAUUAGAUUUUUUUUUCUGUUUUUCAGUGAAGUUUGUUUUGCUUUUUGGCUGACCGACUAUUUCAGCUCCAGUUAGUGACAGCAGGUAAAUUUAACAUAUUUACACUUUCUUAGCACACACUUUACUUCAUUUAAAGGCAAAACUCUGGGACUUUUUUCCAUUUUUAAGCAUCACAUGUAGAUUCAGGAUUUGACAUGCUGAAGAAUAGAAACUGUGAGACCUGGUAUUUGUUUGGGUGUUCAAAUUCAAGCCAGUCACUGAAGAAUCACUCAAACUUUGUUUAGUCUUCAAUAACCUCCGACUCAGCAUAUUUACUUCCUCUGACACAUUUAAAAUGCUGUUUUUGACCAGUAAAUUAAUUAUUUGUACAUAGUUUGGUUCAUCCAAAAUAGCUGGUUCUGUUUUGGAUCCUGUUUUUUUGUUGGGGGUGUAAAAUAUUUAGAUCUUUUGAUUUUUCAAACUUUUAUUCACAUCCUGUCUCGAGCUAAAAAAUUCUUUUAUAUUCUUUUACCUGUUUAACAUCGUAUCUCAGAUAUUUUAUAUGGUCAGACUGGUCAGAUUUUUUUUUUUUUUUUUCGGGGUUGGAUCAAUAAUCAGAAGACAGGAAAUGUUCUUUUCCUGUCAAAGAAAAAUGGCGCCAAGUUCAGCCUAUUGAAAAUUCAAAGAAACAACAUCACCUCUGUAUGAUUGUCACGGAUAAACAAGGACAUUAAACUGCUCUGCCGCCUGUUGUUGGAGUUGCUACGCGUGUUGCCGCUUGUUGACUUCCCAUGUUGAGUUUUUAGAGCAUCCUGAAAACAGUCCGAGGUCAUAGGUUCUGUUUGGUUCUGUUUCUGCUUUGAAAAGUCUAGUGUUUUUUUUUUUUUUUGUAGAUAAACUAAUGGUCUGUAAAUCAUCUAAAAAUAGUCAAUCUUCUCCAAACAAAAUGACGUUAAUCAUCCUUUAGGAUGAAUAAAAUCAGGAAACAGACGUUUGAGAAGAUAUAGCCUAAAAUUAGCUGUAAAGUUGCCCGAGCCGUUUAAUUAGCUAGAACUGCUGCAGGUUUCUGUCCGUUUUGUUUCAGCUCUGCCUUUUUUCGAAUGUCUGAUUUCUUUUAAGAUCAAAUUAUUUUCAAACUGAAAAGGACCUUCAGAGUCGUUGAAAGAAAAUCAAGCUUACUGAAAGUGUAAUUAACCAGUCAAAUGAGUAAAAUGUUAGUCUGGUUAGUGGAUUUUAGACAUUUCCUUUGCUGGUGGGGUUUGGGAUUUGGCUACAGCCUUGCUGCAGCUGCAUGCUGGGAAAUGCAGUGCAGGCUCUGGGCAGCUGCUUCUGCUCUCAGAGAAACAUUUGCGCAUCUUAGGAUUCUCUGUAUUUUUUUCUCUCUAUAAAUGUCAUAUUUAGUGAUGACAGAAAGCUGCUUUCUGGUAUGUCUGAGAACUUAUUGGAUUGAACAGACCCAUUAAGCCCCACAGCAGAUUGUGUGUGUGUGUGUAUAUAUUAGUGAUUCUGUUCCGAGGAGAAGUCUAAAUCUUUAUAUGAAAAUGUACGUACACAUAUUCUGAUUGUAUUUUUGUUGAUUUAUUGAUGUGACGAUGUGAACACACUGCCGUCGCUCAUAUUUUUGUAGAAAAGCUUCAAGAAGAAAAACCCAGUGUACUUCCUGAUGUCUGAGGAUCUGACUCGUGAAGGACUGAACAGACGUGUGGACAACAUGAGCAGCAGAAUGUAGUCCUCAUUUGUUCAUCUUUUAUCGUCCACUGUGGGAUUAAUGAUAUUAAUAAUAAUGAGGAUGAUAACUGGUUCUUGUGUGGUAUUUAUUUUAAUUAGUUUUUUUCUUUUUUUCCUGUUUUUGUAGAGGCAAUUUUAUUUGUAUAACAUUUUAUACAGGAAAGCAACUCAAGUAGUUAGAACAUAAAGAUGUGUGAAAGGGUGUGUUACAGCUACAGUAUUUUUAGGACGUGAAUUAUAUAUAUUUUGUUAAUCCUAGAAAACAAUGACAAAGCAGAAGAAGAAAUAUGAAAAGUUGGGGGUUAAAACAGGAAAAAAAAAAAAGUUGACUUAAACUGUUCUGCAAGUCAUGGAUAUUAUAGCAACUUUCGUGAGGGCUGCACUAAAUCUGUGAACAGAGAUUUGGCCUGUAAAUGCACUAAUAUUAGUUAUUAUUGGAAUUCAGAUGAUUUAAAACUUCUUUCACACCAUUUGAAGCACUAUUUUUUACUAAAUUAUAGAUGAUUGCCGCUUGACAUUUAAAUUCUAUUUUUGCCCUCGUCUCUGUUUUGAGGAUGUCUUGUUGCAUGUCUCCACCCACCACAUCUGCUUUCUGGAAGAGCCCAGCAGGAUGAGAAUUCCUCAUCAGAUGGCUUCAUAUGGGCUGAUGAACCAGCUGCUCAUCUUGACUCACACCCUGUUUAAACAUCCUCAGAUGAUCUUCAGGGUGUAAUUUAGGCCAGGGUGGGGCGCGCACACAAAACCUCUCCAGGGAGCACGUUGAACCCGAUAAACUCUCCAUGUGUCAAAAGACCUGCCAGCAGGAAGUCGCACUCUUCUCCGCCAUUGUCGUGUUUUAACUCCAGGAUCAUCUCUGAGCUGUUUACCAUCUGACAAACACAUGCUGAAACACGGGCAACCUUCACCCUCCUGCAAGUCUCACAGAGCCACUUAACUAGGCUGAAUUCCAUUCCCGAUUUCCUUGAGCCGAAUCCUUCCAUUGAAGCGGCGUACAUGUGUCACUCAAAGGGAAUUCUGUUGACUCAUCAGGGGCUUGUUCAACUAAAUAAUCCUGCAGGCGGCAUCCUCCUUUUAAAUAUGGCUGCAGCUCAAAUAUCACAAGUUGAAGGGGGUAUAAAUCAGGUCAUUAUUCUAAGCCAAGAGGGACUUUCUCAAGGGGCAGUCCAGAUCUGUGAGAAGCAGAAAAGCAGGUUCACUGAGAGGGAAUGUAUUACAUAAAAAAAAAAAAAAAAGUUCUGUCAGAGAGGUGUGC